Molecule: messenger RNA, 862 nt
Organism: Sitodiplosis mosellana (orange wheat blossom midge)
Lineage: Eukaryota; Metazoa; Arthropoda; Insecta; Diptera; Cecidomyiidae
Product: zinc finger protein 22-like
Exons: 1
Biological process (GO): regulation of transcription by RNA polymerase II
Molecular function (GO): RNA polymerase II cis-regulatory region sequence-specific DNA binding; DNA-binding transcription factor activity
Source: RefSeq, a predicted model, not a curated record
GCGAUCAGUAAACGAGAAGCAGAGUUCUGGCCUUCCAACCGAUACGAAUGACCUGAGAAUGUCCGCGAACCAAAACCACAUCCAGUCGGCUGGUUCAAUCGAAAUCAAGCAAGAAGGUGACAUCAAGCAAGAGCCAGUGUCCAUGGAUGAAGUGGUUGAAGUUUCGGCUUCGAAUUAUCGCAAUCUACGACGUGUUCCUGGUUUCAAUGGGCGUGACGUUGAAUAUGAUUUGGAUCACUUGGACGAGAUCGAUGCUAAGGUCGAGGUGAAGAAAGAAUGUGACGGAAAGAAAGGAGAACCAACAACAAAUGCUGACUCGAAAGAAGAAGCUACGGGCAGCCAGCAAAAGCAGCAGCAGCCACUGCCACACGGUGAAGGCGAUUUCAUCGUCCCAGAAAGUGAUGCCAGUGGACGCGAUACACAGAAACGAGGUGACAAAGCUCAUCUAAAUUUAUCGAAGAAACAUAAAUGCCACAUUUGCGUCUAUUCAACGCGAUGGAAAUGUGAUUUGAAUCGCCAUUUACUGAAACACACUGGCGAAAAGCCGCAUGGAUGCGAUUUCUGUCCGAAACGUUUUACAAGCAAACAAAAUCUCCAUGCCCACAUGAAAGUGCACGUCGAAGAGUUUCUGUUACAUUGCUCGGUUUGUUUGCAAGGAUUCGAUGGAAAAAACGGAAAGGAAGCUCACGAGAACAAUUGCACGACUCGUCGCUACGAAUGUCAUUUGUGCAAGGAAUCGUUUGGAUCAAUAAAAACACAUAUGAUGGAGCACACGCAUGUGCACAGCGGUGACAAACCAUUCCAAUGCAACGAAUGCUCGAAGCAAUUUACACAAAAAAGUCAUCUUAAGGAACACAUGAAG